AUGAGCUCGUGGAUCCCAUCGUACGAAGCUACCGUGAACCUGCUCCGCAAGUCGAUGGCUGACGUGGGCGAGGGCGACGUGGGCGAGAGCGAUGCGCAGCAGGCGUGCGCUGGUGUGGAAAUGCCUGGCGCCAAGCGUCCGACCCGCGACGACGUCCUCGCCGCCUUGCACGCAGUCACCGACAACCCGCCGCUGUCGCACCAGCGCAUUGGCGUCGCCAUCAAGUGCAUGAGCGACCACUUGUCGUUCGAUCGCCUCAGCCGCGUCGACACGGCCUUGGUCGACGUCCUCGUGGCGACCGGUCGCUUUGAUGUCGUGCUCGUCAACUUCAACAUCGAAGCGUGCUACUCGACCAACGUCUUGCGCGCGCUCUUUCACCCCGCGUGCGCAGUCCCGCCCAUCGUCACCUCGCGCUUCCCGCACGAAACGAGCGCCUUGUACACGUUUGUCGACGAGAAUACCCCACUGUCUUGCGAGAUCGUCUUUUGGCCCAAGCCCUUUCGCGCAAGCUUUCUCGCGCUCGACGCUGUGCUGUCGCUCACCCAUGCGGCGGUGUGUCACGGUGACGGCGACACUCUCGGCCUCAGCCUCCAUGGUCUGUGUUUCGGCGCCAUCGGCGCUUUUGUGGAACAAGGGUCCGCUCGCAACAUGGUCGGUAUCCAGGACAUUGUGGUCCAGAGCCAUGACGUGUCUCUUGCUGAGCUUUUUUUGCGCGAAGCGAUGCCGGUAUGGCGUGACUUUGACAGUGGCGUCCUGGCCACGUGCACCGCGGCCUGCUUGGUCGCAUAUGGCAUCGCGGCGCUUCUGCCCUCAACGCAAAUCCAUUUCACGCUCUGGCUGCGCGCUCGUGGCCCGAGCGACUUGUGUCGACUGCUCACGAGUCUGGCGGGUCUCACGACCGGCGAUGACGUUCUGUGCCCACGCCUGCGUUCGCGGUUCCUAUGGGAGCUCGUCAAGAUGGGCUGGGACGUGCUGCGCACCCACUCGCCCUAUUCUCAGCACAUCGAUUUGACGAUGCAGCACUAG
This is a messenger RNA of Saprolegnia diclina VS20, 1026 nucleotides long. RefSeq lists its product as hypothetical. NCBI's taxonomy places the organism in Eukaryota, Oomycota, Saprolegniomycetes, Saprolegniales, Saprolegniaceae. The record is from RefSeq and is a predicted model, not a curated record. The transcript is spliced from 2 exons. The coding region runs from base 1 to 1026 and encodes 341 amino acids.